AUGCCACCAAAGGCAAAGCAGCAGGUGGAAGCUGUGUCCCUGGGGCCCCAGGUUCGAGAGGGCGAGAUCGUGUUUGGCGUUGCGCACAUCUACGCCUCCUUCAAUGACACCUUUGUCCACGUGACAGACUUGUCUGGGCGUGAAACCAUCAUGCGUGUCACUGGCGGAAUGAAGGUGAAGGCCGACCGGGAUGAGUCAUCACCCUAUGCGGCCAUGUUGGCGGCCCAGGAUGUGGCAGCCCGUUGCAAGGAGCUUGGCAUUGGCGCACUGCAUAUCAAGCUGCGAGCCACCGGAGGAACCAAGACUCGCACGCCUGGACCUGGAGCGCAGAGUGCCCUCCGUGCCCUGGCGCGAUCGGGCAUGAAGAUUGGCCGAAUCGAGGUGGGCACAACAGACUGCGGGGAAGCUUUGGAAUCUGUGGCCAAGCCAGCUGCAGGAUGUAACGCCGAUUCCAACAGACUGCACCCGCCGCAAGUGCGGACGCCGCGGACGACGUCUGUGAGUCUCAAGGGCUUGCAGCCUUUCCACCUCUGGAGAGUCUGCUAUGGAGCGGUCAGUCAGCAGGUUGCUCUGGCAUCGGAUGCCUCUGUCAACCUGUGCUCUGAGGCCUUUGAGAGUGAACAAAACGAGCCGAAGCAGCUGACUCCCGAGGAGCUCCCAGCUGCCUGCCGAAGUGGGGACGAAGAAGCAGUGAAGGCCUUCCUGCAGAAAGUGGGUCCCAGAGGGCUCAGCGACGGCAGCGAGGAGGCACUCUUCGACGUGUACGGAGAGUCGGUUCUGCACCACGCCAUACAUGGAUCCCACAUCGAGGUGGCGCACUUGCUUCUGGAUGUCGGUCUUGUACAGGUUGACAUUCCGAACGCGCGGAAUGAGACUGCGCUUGCAGUUGCAUGUCGCAAGGGAGACAGCUCCAUGGCUUCUUUUCUGCUGAAGGCAGACGCCAACCCCAACUGUGCCGACUGCAAUGGCCUCACGCCCUUCCUGGCCGCUGUCCUUGGCGGAGCCAGCAGCGAUUUCCUGGAGAUGCUUGCGGCGGCCAAGGCUGACAUCAGUGUCCUGGAUGGCCGCGGGGUCGGAGCACUCCACUGCGCGGCCCUGAGCGGCAAUUUGCAGCUCAUGCAAUGGCUGACUAGCCACAGGGUGGAGCUGGACUUGCAGACGGAGCACGGCACUUCCGCUCUCAUGCUGGCCUCCAAACGGGGCCUGGCGGAUGGAGUGGCCUUGCUGCUCGCCGCGGGGGCCAACCCCAACCUAUCGGACAAGGCCGGCUGCAGCGCCCUGAUGCAGGCUGUAGCGCGACCAGAGGUAGCUAGACUGCUCCUGGAGGGCGGCGCUUCAGUGGACUUGGUUGACUCUGCCGGGCGGAACGCCCUCUUCCACGCCGUCAUAAGCGGUCGCAUCAACAUCAUGGAUGAAGAUGGGCGUUCGCCCCUCUAUCAGGCCUGCCUGAUGGGCGCCACCCCGCUGGCAGAGCUGCUUCUUGCUGCGGACGCAGAUCCGAACCUCGCUGGGCGAGCGUCACCGGUACGCCCUGCCGCCGAGGAGGAAAACGAGGACAACGCUGCGAGAGUCCUCUUGGAAGAGUCCCGCACGUGCCUGCAGGUCUGCGCGAUGCUUGCCCACAAUGAGCUGAUGCUGUGCUUGUUGGAGCACAGUGCAGACAUCAAUGCGGCUCCUGGAAGUCUGGGCUGGAGUGCCCUGCACUUGUGCUCGGCGGUAAGCAACCAGGAAGGUACCUCCAUCCUGCUGUCGCGUGGGGCCAAUGCCGCGCUUGAGGACGUGGAGGGCAACACGGCAAAACGGCUGGCGGAGCGUGCCGGCAACGAUGCGCUUGUGGAGCUUCUUGGGGAGCGACAUAACCAUUCUCAAGGUGUGCUUCCCUCUCCAGCCCGGCGGAAGCAAAUGAAGGGUCAGCUGCCGCCACUUGCCAACAGCGCGGCAGAGACAGAGGCUCCCGAAGACCAGGAGCCCCUUGAGGCGUUUAGAGAAGAGUGGGAACCCCGCGAAGCGACGGACUCGCUGCUUGACCGCGUCUUCGGCCCCAUGGUUCAUGAUGCCAUGCUCUGCGAGCAAUGGCGGGAUAGACUGGAGGCCCACAUCUAUGUCUGUCAAAACUUUGCUCAGGUCAACGCUGCGGCUCCGGACUUGGUUCGAGCUGUUAGCCAGGCCACUGGCAUGGCAGCCAGGGACAAGAUGCCAAAGGUGUUUCACGCAGCGCUCGGAAGCUUGGAAGAACUGCUAUCCGAUGCCCGCAUCGAUGAUGUGAGCCCGGAUCUCAUGAAGUUACGGGACAGCGAUGGCCUGAUAACAGUUCUGCUGGACAAGACGGAUGUAGGCGGUGGCUCCAGCAAGGCCACUUCGCAGCUGCUACUGCCCUCUGUUCCUGCGUGCUUCAUGGCCGUGCAGG
Messenger RNA from Symbiodinium pilosum, 2407 nucleotides. The record is from the annotation of a GenBank genome assembly. NCBI's taxonomy places the organism in Eukaryota, Dinophyceae, Suessiales, Symbiodiniaceae.